AAUGCAAUAAUAAACAAAAGAUAAUUGCGUCUGCGAUAAUGGAAAUAGAAUUUUACAGAUUGUGAAAAUUUUUGCAUUAUUAUCUUGCAGCAGAUAUUCCAACUGUAUAAGGUAUAUAAAUAAUCUACCCUAAUCCAAGGAAGUUACGGUAACACGGCACGAUAAAUAGAUUUUAACUAUCUUCUGAAAUUGAUAUCGGAUUAAUUUAGCUUUUUAGAAACCGUGAAUGGUCAACGCCAUUUAAAAAAAUAAUGUUUCCGCCCGGGAUCGAACCGGGGACCUUCCGCGUGUUAGGCGGAUGUGAUAACCACUACACCACGGAAACUAUAUACUUGUAAAGUUUUGGUUAAAUAAAUCACUUCAGUUUCGCAACUCGAACAGUUAAAUUUGACCCAGAAUUUUCUCCCGUAUAUCAUUUUAUUGAAUUUUAUUAUACGUUUCAAUGAUAGCAGAAUCGAGGGGACGAGAAAUCUACAGUUUCUCAUCGCGAUAGUCAGUUCGAAAAUGUGAUAUUUAUACCUAGAUGAAACAUAUCUAUACUGCUUAUUUUAUAAUUGCCGGAUGUAUAGAUAAGAAACAAACCGCAGAGUUGUAUGCGCAUCAACUACACGAAUUUCAUGUCCUUUGUGUUUGCAGAGAAUUUUUUUGCUCAUUUAUUGUUCAGUCGUUCAGCGGUUGCAGUACAUUCUCUAGGCUCGUAUUUAAGUCUUUGUUUCAAACGGUCCGUCGGGAGAUGAAAUAAAAAAUGACGGAUACAGAAAUCGCACCGAAACCAUUCAAUGUACGUUUUUUUAUCCUGGCUCCUCCAGUGACGUUACUACUGUUUGGACAAGCGUUGACAGGAACGGUCCUGACUGACUUAAUUUUGUACCGCACCUGUCUAUUCUCACUGAAUAUCAAUCGCACCGAGUGCAAUAUCCUUCGAACCAAUGCCAGUAGCCCGGAAGCAAUCAAGUUGGAGGCGGAAGUUCAGCCGUACGCAAGUAUGAUCCUGUUGGCGAAGUCGUUGACAGAAAAUUUUUUGCCAGCAGUCGCUUCUCUGUUUCUUGGUUCUUGGAGCGAUCGAGCUGGAAGAAGACCGCUUUUUUUAUUAUCGUUAGCAGGUUUUACCAUACUGCACGUAUCACACACUCUGAUUUCAAUUUGGGACACGAAUCCUUGGUACUUGGUGAUCCCUUCGGUCCCAGCAUUUAGCUUCGGUGGAGUUUGUGCCGUGAUGAUAGCAGCGAUGUGUCAUAUCUCUGAUAUUACUGCGGAAAAGGAGAGAACGAUGCUCAUGACUUGGCUUCAGGCAUCGGUGUUUCUCGGAAUUAUACUCGGCAGAUUUAUCACGCCUUGGAUUUUCGAACACUAUGGUUAUACAGCUGUAUUCGGCGCAUCGGCGGUAUGCUGCAUAUUGGCGUUAACUUACACUUACUUCAUUGUCCCAGAAACAGUGAGAGAUGCCUCUAAGGAAUCGAUACGUGAAGUAUUUAGGAUCUCUUCCAUUCGAGAACUUCUUCUCAGCUCCUUGCAGAAGCGAAAUGGUUUUCAUCGACCGGUUGUCUGGUUCGCCAUUUUCGCCCUUACUCUGACUGGAUUGGUUUUCCAAGGAGAAAUCAGCAUUGAAUUUUUAUUUACAAGAGCGCGGCUGGGCUGGGAUGUCCAACAUUAUUCUUAUUGCAGCGGCAUUGGUUACAUGCUGAGUAUGCCAUGCAUAGUCAUUGGAGUCACAUUAUUCAGUCGCGUUUUAGGCUUCUCAGAUACUCUUAUAAGUGGCAUAGCAUUCGCAGCGUGUCUGGGCGGUUCGCUCACAGAAGCUCUCGCGACGAAAAGUUGGCACAUUUAUCUCGCGGCUAGUAUCGGAUUUUUUGGUGGAGCUGUGGAACCUGUCAUGCGAUCUGUAAUAUCAAAGUCCGUACCUGCAGAAGACAUUGGCAAAGUUUUAUCCCUCACCAAAUCACUCGAAACGUUAAGUCCGUUGGCCGGAGCUCCACUCUACACAUUAAUUUAUUCCCAUUAUUUACCACCGAUAUAUCCAUCGCCCGUUUACCUCCUUUCGACAAGUUUCUUCGCCGUGUUGAUACUUGUCACAGUGGGCAUAGGAAUACUAAUCCGAAAGUCUCGCGAUAUAAGCUACGUUCCUGUCAUUGCAGAGGAUAAUUAAAGUUCACGGUGGUAGUUAAGAUUCAACCAUGUCUAUGGUUUCAUUCCUGUAAAACAAUAGCGAGAUUCGAUGUUUAAACAAGCCAUUCUAUAAUUUAAAUAAUUUUUUAUCAUAACGCAAAAUAAAGUUAAACAGCCGCUUUAAACUCUCAUUUCGCCGUAAUUCCACUUGGGGCAAUCUGCAAAGUUGAUAUACUUGCAUGUAUGAUUAUUAAAAAUAUCAUUACACCAACUAACUGCGUAUUACAUGUAUGUCCUAUAUAAUAUGUAUUUAGAUUGCUGAUUUGUCAUAAUAUUUUAUUAAUGAUUGAGCACCCACGUGUCGGUAAAUCACGCAAUACGAUAUUGGUAAGUCCCCGAGACCGAAAUACGCGGAAUAAACGGGUUAUCUGUAAAGUGCAAAUGUAUACCAGUACCUCACAUAUCCAUAAUCCCUGGUAGCUGCGAAGAGCUACAUUGUGACCCGGGGAUUUCCCUUCUACCUCGAGGAAUACAUAAUAAAUCUCUUCGCUAUCGGCGUCCAUAAAAGCUGUCGGAGAGUCGAGAAUCGUCACUCGCAGUUCCAGAUCAGA
Messenger RNA from Neodiprion virginianus, 2717 nucleotides. Its product is annotated as proton-coupled folate transporter-like. Lineage: Eukaryota; Metazoa; Arthropoda; Insecta; Hymenoptera; Diprionidae. Gene Ontology annotation, biological process: transmembrane transport. The transcript is spliced from 6 exons. Gene Ontology annotation, molecular function: transmembrane transporter activity. Bases 746 to 2146 code for a protein of 466 amino acids. The record is from RefSeq and is a predicted model, not a curated record. Gene Ontology annotation, cellular component: membrane.